Messenger RNA from Haliotis rufescens (red abalone), 903 nucleotides. Its product is annotated as extensin-2-like. The transcript is spliced from 2 exons. The coding region runs from base 1 to 903 and encodes 300 amino acids. The record is from RefSeq and is a predicted model, not a curated record. NCBI's taxonomy places the organism in Eukaryota, Metazoa, Mollusca, Gastropoda, Lepetellida, Haliotidae.
AUGAAAAAGGAACUAGCCGGUCGCCAUUUUCCUGGUAAUGAUGACGCCAUUUCAGCUGUGAAUGACUUCUUUAGGGCGGCUGAAGAAAAUUUCUCCUUGACCGGCAUCCAGGCCUUGCAGCAUCGCUGGCAAAAGCCCUGUCACUCAUCAGAAUCACCACCCCCUACCAAGGCCCUGUCACUCAUCAGAAUCACCAUCCCCUACCAAUCACCAUCCCCUACCAAGGCCCUGUCACUCAUCAGAAUCACCAUCCCCUACCAAUCACCAUCCCCUACCAAGGCCCUGUCACUCAUCAGAAUCACCAUCCCCUACCAAUCACCAUCCCCUACCAAGGCCCUGUCACUCAUCAGAUUCACCAUCCCCUACCAAUCACCACCCCCUACCAAGGCCCUGUCACUCAUCAGAAUCACCAUCCCCUACCAAGGCCCUGUCACUCAUCAGAAUCACCAUCCCCUACCAAGGCCCUGUCACUCAUCAGAAUCACCACCCCCUACCAAGGCCCUGUCACUCAUCAGAUUCACCAUCCCCUACCAAGGCCCUGUCACUCAUCAGAUUCACCAUCCCCUCCCAAUCACCACCCCCUACCAAUCACCAUCCCCUACCAAGGCCCUGUCACUCAUCAGAAUCACCAUCCCCUACCAAGGCCCUGUCACUCAUCAGAUUCACCAUCCCCUACCAAGGCCCUGUCACUCAUCAGAUUCACCAUCCCCUCCCAAUCACCACCCCCUACCAAGGCCCUGUCACUCAUCAGAAUCACCACCCCCUACCAAUCACCAUCCCCUACCAAGGCCCUGUCACUCAUCAGAAUCACCACCCCCUACCAAGGCCCUGUCACUCAUGAGAAUCACCAUCCCCUACCAAGGCCCUGUCACCCAUCAGAUUUCCCGCCUCAUCAAGAAAUAA